AUGGCCGGAGAGGUGCUUAAGGGAGUCCAAUCUGCAUUUGGAGAGAUGUUUGCAUCUUUUGUAUUUGGAUUUGCAGUGUACUCUGCGCUGCUGGGGUCUGCUCUGAGUCUGCAGAGUGCUGCAAGCGUGGUAAUUGCACUAACAGUUGGGUUUUCAGGGGUGGGCGUGAUAUACUCGUUCUGUGACGUGACUGUUGCACAUUUCAACCCUGCAAUCACGCUUACUGCCAUUCUUACUGGAAAGCUUGGGAUAAUACGAGGUCUUGGAUACAUCUUGGCACAGUAUAUAGGAUUCAUCCUUGCUGUAUGUGCACUUCUUCCAUGCUCGCCACUGGAGUAUAAGGCAACACUGGAUGUGAUCAGACCAAAGCCUGCAGACUUUGGCGGAGACAACCUUAAUAUCUUCUGGUCUGAGUUUUUCUUCACAGCAAUUCUUGUGCAUAUUGCAUUUGCAGUUGGUGUGAACCCAUACAAGCCAAAGGUCGAUGUGGAUGGAAACUUUGUGAACCCUGAGGAAGAUGAGCCUGUGGAUCGCAGAGUCACUGCACCAUUGUGCAUAGGGCUGACUCUUGGCUUUCUCGCAUUCCUUGGGCUUGCAACAUCAGGUGGUGUCUUCAACCCUGCACUACUGUUUGCUCCAGUAAUCAUGUCAAACACAUGGACAAAGUUCUGGAUUUAUUGCACUGCAGAAUAUUCUGGAGGAUUAAUAGGAGGUCUUCUCCAAGUAUUUGUUCUGUAUAAAAUCAGCUAUUAG
Molecule: messenger RNA, 753 nt
Organism: Ordospora pajunii
Lineage: Eukaryota; Fungi; Microsporidia; Ordosporidae
Product: MIP-like
Exons: 1
Coding region: 1-753 (250 amino acids)
Biological process (GO): water transport; transmembrane transport
Cellular component (GO): membrane
Molecular function (GO): water channel activity
Source: RefSeq, a predicted model, not a curated record